UCGCCCUCUUUAUAUACUAAUACUUCCCGCCGAAACUGCGCCUCUUCGGCGGUCGAUCACUCCCUGACCUAUCACGGGUUCGAUCUCCCUCAUGCCACAGCAGCAUUUUGGGCGAAUUUCCUUUGUUAUCAGUAUACAAGGCUAGAGAAGAGAAUGUACACUUUUUGUCGCUGCCAUCUAAUUUCAUACUUUAAGGCUGGAACUAUCAUGCUCGUAGACUUAUGUAGCCGCAAAUGUGUUGCUGAACUAAGUGCUCCGCAAAGCAUACAUGAAGUGGAAAUCUUGCAAAAUGAUGACAGUAGCGAUGUUCUUCUUACAAGCUUCACAGGAGCACAAUGGAUUAUCCCCCUCGAAAAUGGAAGUCGUAGCGUAACAGAAGUGCUUACGGCGUGUAUUCCAUCAGAAUUCAAAAAAGUUGAACCUCCUACAUCGCAUCUCAAUUUAUCCACUGAGGGCAUCACAAUUUUGGAUACUGGUGGAAGUUUCGUUGAACUACACUCUGAUUUACCAUCACUCGCUAGUGUACCUAGAAAGCGCUUCAAAGUACCUCCUGAUACUUGGUUGAUACACUACACCGAUAGCGUUCUCUUCGCGGUCUCAAAGCAGUCUGAAGUGCGAAGUGCAGUGCAUUUUGGAGUGAUGCGGUUAGAGUUUUCAAUAGUGAAAGGAGCGUGUGAAUGGCGACCGUUAGGAUUUGUGCCACUUUCUCAUCGAGCUGCUCGUCUUCCAUCUUGCCUGAUCAUCAAUGAACGCGGCCUGAUCCGAAUUGCGCAGAACUCUGCUAGGUAUGAGCGAAUCAUUUUAAAAAUUUCGCGCGGAAUCAUAUUUCGUGAGCUGUUAAGCAUUUUUCAGCGCAGUGUAAUUCCUACUCUAUUGUCAGCACGUCGAGGAAAGACUCUCUCGCCUGCGGAUCUCGCUCGUCUCCUUUCGAUGGCCAAAACAGCAGAGAUUCUGCGGAUUCUAGAAACUGACAGUCGCUCGCCUCUGCGGAAACGUGUUGUUGAGCUAUAUGUACGUCGAAGUGAGUCCUUAACGACACAUCUAAACGAGGAUGCGAAUCAGAUUUCUGAAGCACGUCUGGGUAUCGACAAUGAACUGAGCGCUUUUCUAUCCCGACAUGUCGACGUGGACGAAGGGGCGAAAAGUUGCGCUGAGGUUCAGCUAUGGAGGAGUGCGACGUUACUUGCAUCGCGACGUAGAGCGAGUCAGGUUGAAGUUCUUCGUGUCUUAAUUAAAAACGGUUCGAAGUCUUGGUCUUCUGCUGUGCCUUCUAUGAGAUCCUUGAUGAUGUCGUGCGCCGCCAACCUUGAAUGGGGUGAACUGAGCGAUCAGGAAAUCGGUGCACUGGUUUCCUUACUGUGUGACUGGCAAGCGGCAUUGAAUUCCAUUGCUCAUCAUGAAACUUGCCUCAGACUGGCAUUAACUUAUAUUUUCCCGAAGCAUUGUUCUAUCCUUUACCUUGUUUCUGCUAUGUACAUUAUUAGUGAUAAAGCUGCCUGGACGCAGGUCAGUAGUGCAAAUAUCAGUUGUGGUAUGAAUGGUUCUGCUGCAAUUACGGCAGAAGGCCAACUGAUCAUUUGGGGAGACUUCACAAAUCAACAAAAUAAACCAUUCGAAAAUCUAGCAAGUUUGAAACGUUCACGCACUCAACAGUUGCCUCACCCGAUACACGUGGAGGGUCGUCCAAGAGUUGUUUGUUGUGGUGCGGAACAUGUUUUAGUGCUUACCAGUUGCGGAGUCGGUCAUUCGCUGCCAUUGAUUGAAGGCGGCUGGGGUGCAGUUCGUGCUUUAUCUGCCGGCCAAUUCCACUCGGCCAUUCUGAACACAAGUGGAGAAGUAUGGACUUUCGGAUGGGGUGUGUGGGGACAGCUUGGGUUAGGAGGACGCCAAAUCAAGGACUGUUUGGUACCUACGAAGGUGGAACCAAUAAAAGAAGUUAGCUGUGGACGUGUACACACUGUUCUUCUCACAGUCUCUGGCAAAGUUCUAGUUGCUGGAAAUGGCAGUUAUGGGCAACUGGGUACCGACGAGGACGUCAGAAAGCAAUACGACUUCCAUCUUUUACCCGUGGAUCCAAGCUUGAAGUUUGUAAAGAUCGUAACCGGCUUUUAUCUGUCUAUCGCUAUUACGGAGGAUGGGCGUAUAUUCGAAUGGGGCCGCAAUCCACAAGAAGUAAAAAUGCGCAUGUUUGUCACGAGACGGCUUCGUAUGGCGCAGUUGAAAAGAAUUGGGAUUCCUAACAUGGAAAAACCGAAGAUUCUUUUGCCAAUGGAUACUCCACGUGAUGAUCUAGGUGUGAGAGAAGUGUUACACCUACUUGAUGGACAGGUGGUCGAUGCCUCUGCGGGCCUUUCUCAUGUUGCAGUUGUCACCGAUCAAGGGUCGUUGUUCACGUGGGGAAAGGGUCUUGAUUUCCAACUCGGACAUGGCAAUAAAACGGAGCGCAGCGAACCGCAUAUUUUGUUCGAUCCUCGUGAUGUAAAAUGGAAGCUUGUAGCGUGCGGUGGGAACCACACUAUUGCCGUGUCAAAAGAUGGUCGAACGUUUGGUUGGGGUCGAAACGAUUAUGCUCAAUGUGGCGUACCAUCAGACAAAACUCCAUCCAUAACCAGAAAAUAUUUCUAUCAGCCCCCGAAGGACGGAGCUGCGAAACGAUGUGUUUCUCUGCCUGAUGACGCGUCUUUCGUUGUUAAGCCAACGUUGAUUCCGGAGGUUGAACUUCGAUUCCACGACGAGGGUUCGUUAGGUUUCAGAGGCCCCUAUGUGGACCCAGCUCUUCGCUCUGUUGCUAGCUUGGCUUGGGAAGUUGUUGCUAACCAUGAAGACUGCCAGUCGAAGUCAAUUCUCGCGGCUGCAUUCAAGUACUUGCCCAUAACGAACACACAGAAACGCAACAGCCAAUUACGGAGAUUAUGGCCCAUGGUGUGGGACGAACCUGGCGUACAAGAUGCUCUGUCAGCGGAUGAAAAGCUUGACAUCCUGGAAACAUGGGUAGCUCCAACGAAAUCAGGGAAUCUUCUUGAGGAAUUAGAAAUUUCAUAUCAGAUCCCUGUAUGGGCUAGAUGUAGUCAUGUUGAACCAGCUGUCGUUGGUGUACCUGCUUCGGAUUGCAGUGCAUGUGCUGAAGAGUGGGCCGACAUGAUUCGAACCACACUGGGCAAUGAAAGUGUUGGUCGAUAA
This is a messenger RNA of Haemonchus placei, 3180 nucleotides long. The record is from the annotation of a GenBank genome assembly. Lineage: Eukaryota; Metazoa; Nematoda; Chromadorea; Rhabditida; Trichostrongylidae.